Messenger RNA from Cavia porcellus (domestic guinea pig), 2602 nucleotides. It is a transcript of the gene Shq1, whose product is annotated as SHQ1, H/ACA ribonucleoprotein assembly factor. Gene Ontology annotation, biological process: box H/ACA snoRNP assembly. Gene Ontology annotation, cellular component: cytoplasm; nucleoplasm. Bases 99 to 1856 code for a protein of 585 amino acids. The transcript is spliced from 11 exons. NCBI's taxonomy places the organism in Eukaryota, Metazoa, Chordata, Mammalia, Rodentia, Caviidae. The record is from RefSeq and is a predicted model, not a curated record.
CUUUGAGCCGGAAGCGCCGGAGUUAACUACGCUGGUGCUUGUGCUUGAGGAUUUUUUGGAGAGUUUGUGCCCCUGAGACAUCUUUGUGCGGCGCGGCGAUGCUGACCCCCGCGUUCGACCUCAGCCAGGAUUCCGACUUUCUGACCAUUGCCAUCCGCCUGCCCUACGCCCGGGUCUCGGAGUUCGACGUCUACUUCGAGGGGGUCGACUUCAAGUUCUAUGCCAAGCCGUACUUUCUCAGGUUAACCCUUCCUGGAAGAAUUGUAGAAAAUGGAAGUGAGCAGGGAUCCUAUGAUGCAGAUAAAGGAAUUUUUACCAUUCGACUGCCUAAAGAAACUCCUGGUCAGCAUUUUGAAGGGCUGAACAUGUUAACUGCUCUUCUGGCACCAAGAAAACCCAGGACAGCUAAACCACUUGUGGAGGAAAUAGGUGCUUUUGAAGUUUCGGAGGAAGUAGUAGAAGAUGACGAUGAAGAGUUUAACUGGGAGAUUGAACAGACUCCCUAUGAGGAGAUGUCUGAAAGUGCUUUGAAUCCGCAGUGCCACUAUGGAUUUGGAAACUUGCGGUCAGGAGUGUUUCAGCGAUUACAGGAUGAACUGAGUGAAGUUAUUGAUAUUAAGAAUCCAGAUUUCACCCCUGCAGCUGAACGAAGGCAGAAACGGCUUGCUGCUGAGCUGGCUAAAUUUGAUCCAGAUCAUUAUCUAGCUGACUUCUUUGAAAGUGAGGCAGUUGAACAGAUUUUGAAGUAUAGCCCUUGGUGGAAUGAUACAUACUCCAAAAUGAUGGCCUUGGAAAAUAGUCCAGAGCAAGAAAAUCAUGCUGCAUUAGUGUCUUUUUCUGAGGAAGAGAAGUAUCAGCUGCGAAAAUUUGUCAAUAAGUCUUACCUGUUGGACAAGAGAGCUCAUCGUCAAGUGUACUACAGUUUAAUUGAUAUCCUUCUGGCCUACUGCUAUGAAAUCCGUGUCACUGAAGGAGAGAGGAAUGUUGAAUCCGCAUGGAAUAUUAGAAAACUGAGUCCAACACUGUGCUGGUUUGAGAAUUGGACUAAUGUUCAUGAAAUCCUGGUGGCUUUUGGAAGAAGGGUUUUGUGCUACCCACUGUAUCGCCAUUUCAAGCUGGUAAUGAAGGCACACAGAGACACUGUGAAGAUACUGCAGCUUGGUAAAAGUGCAAUUUUAAAGUGUCUUCUGGAUAUCCACAAAAUAUUUCAGGAAAAUGACCCAGCUUAUAUUCUAAAUGACCUCUACAUCUCGGAUUACUGUGUGUGGAUUCAGAAAGCCAAGUCUAAAAAAUUGAGCAGUCUUGCCAAAGCCUUAAAAGAAGUCUCUCUCGCCAAGACCCAGCUGGGGUUAGAGCUGGAAGAGCUAGAAGCAGCAGCCCUUCUCGUCCAGGAGGAGGAAACCACUGGAAACACCGCCUGUUCUGUGUCCACACAAACUCGUAGCUCCAGUCUUGAGGCAAGUGACUCAGAGGCAUCGGAAUCGGAAUCAGAAUCGGAAUCGGAAUCGGAAUCAGACAGCACUGCGUCAUCAUCAUCAUCAUCAUCAGGCACUGAAGACUCUGCUUCAGAGCAUGAGUUGCUCAGCGGGAGCCCGUCUGCACCUGUGACUUCUCUGCAAGGCCCCCUUCUCCAAGGGAGCAGCACCCUGCUGGCCAGGGAUGGUGCAGCCCGCGUACAUACCACUGGUCAGACAAAGCCCCAGGCCUUAAUCCAGGCUUCUGGGGCCUGCAGACCUCUGAUAGAGGAGCUUGGGGAGCAGCUGGAGACUGUACUUCAGGUGUCCCAACCUGAGGGCGCCAUUGCUGGGAGCCACAGCAGUGUGCAGGACAGAGAGGGGGCUGCAGAUGCCAAAUGAGUGACUCACACGGUUUUGUUUCAAUUAGAUCAGCUGUGGUUUCAGCUGCUGAAUUAGAACUCAUUUUUCCUCUGUGCUUUUUUCUUUUUUUAUGUAACAUCAUUUUAUAGUUUGUAGUUGUAGUAUGUUUAUACCUUUUGGUUUCCUUGUUAUAACCUGUAAAAUACAGAUCUAAUGUACUUUUUCCAAGUGCAUCUGAUACUUAAGAUGAAAAUAACAGUUCUGCCAGAAUCUGUAGACUGUAGAGAUUAAUAUGACCUCACUAAUAUUUUUAUUUUAGCUUUAUGAAGGUGUUCGUGAUAUAUUGGAGAGUGGUCAUACUUGAAAUGUGUAAUGUGAUAAGUAUUGACAUAUGACUACAGCAAGUGAAACCACCUCCAAAGCCAGGGUAAUGAGCUUUCCCCAUCACCCCCAGGUGUCUUUGUAUCCCUUUGUUAUCCUCCCCCCCCGCCCCACCUGGCCAGACGCCACCCACCUACAUCCCAGGCAACCAUUGAAUGGCUUUCUGUCACUAUAUAGUAGUUUGCAUUUCCUAGAAUCUUAUAUAGAUUGAAUUGGGAAAUCUGUACUCUUUUUUUUAGAUUAGGCUUACUUCACUCUAUAAAUAUUUUGAGAUUGAUGCACAUCAAGGGUUCUUUUGUUUUCCUAGUCAAAUACUAUUUCAGUGAGUAGAUUUACCCAUUCACCUGCUGAUGGGUAUUUGUUAUUUCCAGUUUAGAGCUGUUACAAAUAAAGCUGUUACAGAA